GCAUUGUAAACACGCAGUACACACACCAGAGAUUAAUUUCAUUUGAAAGAGAACGAGAGAGCGUAGUCAUUCGACCAGUGUGCUCUGCAGGGAAGCUAAAGCUAAGCUAACGUCUCUAGACGGGACAAACACCUCACGAGACAUGUAACCAAGACGACGCACUUUAUCUACUGUAACCUUUAGCUGAACCGCCUGGGGCAGCUUGUGGCACUGCUCCAGUCAGAAGAUCCCAGUACCUAUAAAGUUCACAUGAGUCUGAGUCUCGGCGGGCCACGCACAGCAAUCGAUAACAUAUUGGAUUCACUGACCCAGCCCAUAGCCAUGGCGACAGACUCCUCACUCCUCAACUCUGAGCUGGAGUUACAACAGCAAGAGGAGCUCUAUCAGCAGCUGCUUUUACAGACAAUGGGAAAACUGCAGGCUGAAAAUCCAGACUCCAGACUAAUCCGACCACAACCUGGUAUGUGUGUGAAGACUCUCUCAGAGUUGGGCAAGCAGAAGGUUUUCAUAAACAUCUGUCAGUCCAACUCAGUCCCACCGCCGCCAGAGCUCUCCAGAGAUGAGCUUGUGGAGCUGCUCCAGUCAGAAGAUCCCAGUGGCUACAGAGUUCCCAUGAGCCUCGGCGAGCCACACACAGAAAUGGAUAACAGCUCUCAAGCAUGCACAGCGUAUGAUGUGGUCAUUAACCAGGAAUUCUUCCAAAGGUGCCAGAAGGAUCCCUUAUUUCAACAGUUUGUCAUUCUGGUGUCUUUAGAGGGCUUAGAGAACAAAUACAAUCUGGAGCUAAGUAGAGACUGGAAGGUGCUGAAAAACAGGAAAUUCUUGGGCUGUAUUGGCGAGCAGAACAUUCGGACGAAGGGCAGGCCAGUGAUCCAGGAGUUACAGCCUCAGGAGAGCUCCACAGCAGCAGCCAAAAGACCAGAGUUCACCUUGUUUGUGGAGCCCCCUGCUGGUGACUCUGAGUACCUCAUUGCAGAAAUAAAACUACCCGGGGUGACGUCGUCUCGCUCUCUGGUUCUGGACGUUGGAGAGGACAGACUGGUGUUGACGGCUCGGCCCUCGCUCUUCCAUCUCGACAUCUUCCAUCCCUUCCUCGUAAACCAGGAGAGCAGUGUGGCACAGUACAACAGCAGCACUCAGAUUCUUACAGUCACCAUGCCUGUGGUGUCUUCAUGAAAUUACAACAGUAUCUAGUUAUUUAUUUUUUUGUUCAAAAAUGAUGCUGUAAUAAUAAAAGUGUUUUCUAUAAAGUCAAAA
Messenger RNA from Scatophagus argus, 1257 nucleotides. It is a transcript of the gene pih1d1, whose product is annotated as PIH1 domain containing 1. Gene Ontology annotation, biological process: box C/D snoRNP assembly; rRNA processing. Gene Ontology annotation, cellular component: R2TP complex; ribonucleoprotein complex; cytoplasm. The record is from RefSeq and is a predicted model, not a curated record. The transcript has 11 exons. The coding region runs from base 250 to 1176 and encodes 308 amino acids. NCBI's taxonomy places the organism in Eukaryota, Metazoa, Chordata, Actinopteri, Scatophagidae.